Molecule: messenger RNA, 2648 nt
Organism: Microtus ochrogaster (prairie vole)
Lineage: Eukaryota; Metazoa; Chordata; Mammalia; Rodentia; Cricetidae
Gene: Rnf214
Product: ring finger protein 214
Exons: 13
Coding region: 1-2007 (668 amino acids)
Molecular function (GO): ubiquitin-protein transferase activity
Source: RefSeq, a predicted model, not a curated record
AUGGCGGCCUCUGAGGUAGCUGACCAUGGGGCCAGUGCCCCCAGUCCUUUGGAAUCCUCUACUUUAUGUGCUUCCAAGUCAGAUGAAGCUCUCCCAGAUGGCCUAAGCCCCAAAGACUCUGCCCAGAAACUGAAGAACUCGUCUCCACCGAGUGUAAGUAGCCAAAUGGUAACCAAGGAGAGUAACAGAAAUGCUCAUUUGGAACACCCAGAGCAGAAUCCUGGUUCAUCAGCAAGUGAUGCUUCAGCAGCGCACCAGGAGGUUUUAGGAGAAAACUUGGUAGCCACAGCCCUUUGUCUUUCUGGCAGUGGGUCUCAGUCUGAUUUGAAGGACUUGACCGGCCCAGCAGGAGAGGAGGGGGACACAAGCCUCCGGGAGAGCCUCCAUCCAGUCACUCGGUCUCUUAAGGCAGGGUGCCACUCAAAACAACUUGCCUCCAAGAAUUGCUCUGAAGAGAAAGCCCCACCAGCCUCCAUCCUAAAGGAAGGUAGCAGGGACGCAGGCUUGGAUUUCCGACCUGUAGUGCCUCCUGCAAAUGGGGUUGAAGGAGUCAGAGUGGAUCAGGAUGAUGAUCAGGAUAGCUCUUCCCUGAAGCUUUCUCAGAACAUUGCUGUACAGACUGACUUUAAGACAGCAGAUUCAGAGGUAAACACAGAUCAAGAUAUUGAAAAGAAUCUGGACAAAAUGAUGACAGAGAGAACCCUGUUGAAGGAGCGCUACCAAGAAGUCCUGGACAAGCAGAGGCAGGUGGAGAAUCAGCUCCAAGUGCAAUUAAAGCAGCUUCAGCAAAGGAGAGAAGAAGAAAUGAAGAAUCACCAGGAGAUACUAAAGGCUAUUCAGGAUGUGACCAUAAAACGGGAAGAAACCAAGAAGAAGAUAGAGAAAGAAAAGAAGGAGUUCUUGCAAAAGGAGCAGGACCUGAAAGCUGAAAUUGAGAAGCUCUGUGAGAAAGGCAGAAGAGAAGUGUGGGAAAUGGAACUGGAUAGACUUAAGACCCAGGAUGGUGAAAUCAAUCGGAACAUUAUGGAAGAGACAGAGCGGGCCUGGAAGGCGGAGAUCCUGUCACUAGAGAGCCGGAAGGAAUUGCUGGUGUUGAAACUGGAAGAAGCAGAAAAAGAAGCAGAGCUGCAUCUGACUUACCUCAAGUCAACUCCUCCAACACUGGAGACAGUUCGUUCCAAACAGGAGUGGGAGACAAGACUGAAUGGAGUACGGAUAAUGAAAAAGAAUGUUCGGGACCAGUUUAAUAGUCAUAUCCAGCUAGUGAGAAAUGGAGCCAAGUUGAGCAGUCUUCCUCAGAUCCCUACCCCCACUUUGCCUCCACCCCCCUCAGAGGCAGAUUUCAUGCUUCAAGUAUUUCAGCCCAGUCCCUCUCUGACCCCUCGGAUGCCCUUCUCUAUUGGGCAGGUCACAAUGCCUAUGGUUAUGCCCAGUGCAGAUCCUCGCUCUUUGUCUUUUCCAAUCUUGAACCCUGCCCUUUCCCAGUCCAACCAACCAUCUCCACCUCUUCCUGGCUCACAUGGGAGAAAUAGCCCUGGCUUGGGUUCCCUGAUCAGCCCUCAUGGUCCACACAUGCCUCCUGCUGCCUCCAUCCCGCCUCCCCCAGGCUUGGGCGGUAUUAAAGCUUCUACUGAAACUCCCCGGCCCCAACCAGUAGACAAACUGGAGAAGAUCCUGGAAAAGCUGCUGACUCGGUUCCCACAGUGCAAUAAGGCCCAGAUGACCAACAUUCUUCAGCAAAUCAAGACAGUACGUACCACCAUGGCGGGCUUGACCAUGGAGGAAUUAAUCCAGCUGGUAGCUGCACGCCUGGCAGAGCAUGAACGGGUGGCAUCGAGCACUCAGGCUCCACCCACCUGUAAACUGUGUCUGAUGUGUCAGAAACUUGUCCAGCCCAGUGAGUUGCACCCGAUGGCUUGCACCCAUGCGCUGCACAAGGAGUGUAUCAAAUUCUGGGCCCAGACCAACACAAAUGACACUUGUCCCUUUUGCCCAACUCUUAAAUGAUGGACCCGACUGGGGAGGAAGAAGAGGAGAAACCGAUGUGAACAGGAAACGCGGGUUCAAGAUUUCUAAAACUCUAUAUUUAUACAGUGACAUAUACUCAUGCCGUGUACAUUUUUAUUAUAUAGGUAAUGUGUGUAUAGAAGUCUGUAUUCAGAUGUUCGUAAUGACAGUAUGCAUAUAAUGCAGAUAUACCCUGUUCCCCCUCAUCUUGCAGUUCUUUUUGGAGUUGCAGACUAUAGGGAAUAUGAUGUUUAAUUUGGCCUGGAGAUCAUGAUCCCUGCAUAGGACUGUUGUCUAACCCGUCUAGGAAAUUGCUGUUGCUCUAAGGCCAUCCUGCUUUGGUUUGGCUCAGCCUCUAGUCCUUUUUUGUAAGGCUCAUGUAUGCAGAAUUGAAGCCUGGUGCUCACCUGCUAUCCAACUAGAUGCCUUGCUUUGCAGGGGCCUCCAGAAGUCUUGGUGUUGUUUUAACCACUCCAUUCCAAUGGGAAAAAAACGUUACUGAUUGAGGGGGAAAAAUGUAACUCUGAUAGUUUGAUUUUUCAUUGAACAUUUUACUGUGUUAAUGCUCAUUAUUUAUACAUUGAUAUCAGGUAUACAGGAUAUUCUGUGUUAUGUCAGUAAAAUCCACAGUCCAAGAACAA